AUGGCUACCCCCAGUGUCCUCACUUUUGAUGCUGAGGGCCGUGCCGUUGACUUUGAGGUCUGGGUCGAUGACCUCCAGCUGUUUCUCCAGUGCGAUAGGGCAGACGGCCUCUCCCUGUUUGACCUCACUUCUGGUGCCUCUCCUGCCCCUGCUGCUGAUGCUGUCGCCACAGUUCGCUCACAGUGGGCCACGCGCGAUGCUGCUGUCCGCCUUGCUGUGCGCCGUCACUUACCGACCACUGAGCAUGCACACUUUAGCCAGCACAAGAGUGCUCAGACCUUGUACAACGCUGUAGUUGCACGCAACUCUUCCCCUGCCACUGCUGCACUUAGCCACCUCAUGCUACUGUACCUCUUCCCUGACCUUGCUGCCUUUCCCACAGUCGCUGACCUCAAUACGCACCUCCACACUAGUGACACUCGCUACCGCGCUGCGCUUCCUGCUGAGUUCUGCGCCAAGAACCCCCCCCCCCCCCCCCCCCCCAUGUACAUCACCCUCUACUACAUAGUCACCUGGCUCCUUGACUCGCUCCGCGUAGUCAGGGACCACUUCCUCUCUGUUUGCCCCACCACUCUCACCGUUGACCUCCUCGAGAAGGCCCUCCUAGCGAUAGAGAAGAGCAUAGUCACUGUAGGAGCCUCUCGUGGUGACCCUCGAACCUCCGUCUUUAAGGGGUGUUCUCCCUCCCCCCUCUUGCCCUCUGUUGCCUCUGCUGCUGCGGCCGACCUCGUUGGUUUCGAGUCGGUCGGCGCUGCGUCUGCCCCGAGCGGGAAACGCCGCACCGGUAGGGGCAAGGGGGGCAAGGGCACUGGAGGGGCUGGAGGGGGCGGUGGAGGUGGUGGUGGAGGCAGUGGAGGGAGUGGGUGUGGUGGUGGGAGUGGUGCCGGGGGUGGCGGUGGCGGCGGCAGCAGUGGAGGAGGCGGAGGCGGUGGAGGUGGCGGAGGGAGCGGAGGCGGCGGAGGUGGCGGAGGAGGCGGAGGUGGAGGAGGCGGCGGAGGCGGCGGCGGUGGCGGCGGCGGUGGUGGAGCGGGUCGCGACUCUGCGCAGAGGAGUGGCUCAAUUGGUGGUCCGCGCCAGCAGCAGCGGAGUGGUGCCGGGGUUGCUAUCUUUGAUCUUGAUUUUGAUGCUAUUCUUGCUGCCAUGUAUGCUGUUGAUACUAGUGUUGCGGGUGACUGUUACCUGUGUGUACUGCCUGACCCGGGCAUUGAGGCAGCUGCUCUAGGUGCUGUUGAGGUUGGUGCUCUAGGUGCUGUUGAGGCUAGUGCUCUAGGUGCUAGUGCGUCUGCUGCCCCAGGUGCCAGUGCGUCUGCUGCCCCUGGUGCUGGUGAGUCUGCUCUCUCAGGUACUACGUCGGCUCAGGCCUUCCACACCUUCACCCUGGACUCGGGUGCGUCCCGCUCCUUCUUUCGAGACCGCACCACUCUUACGCCGCUCAGUCGGCCGGUUGCAGUCUCCCUAGCAGACCCCUCUGGGGGUCCUGUCCUUGCUAGCUUCUCCACUGUCCUACUGGCCCGGCAGCCCCCUCUGGCACCCUGUCUGGUCUCUACCUCCCCUCGUUCUCUACGAACUUGGUGA
Closterium sp. NIES-65 is the source of this 1575-nucleotide messenger RNA. Lineage: Eukaryota; Viridiplantae; Streptophyta; Zygnematophyceae; Desmidiales; Closteriaceae. The record is from the annotation of a GenBank genome assembly.